AUGUGGGUUGAGGCGUACCGUGCAGCCUGCGCGGAAGUGCACACGGAUAUGCGAGAGGACAUCAGCAGCAGCGGCGCAACCGGAGAAUUGAUAGUGCGCGGCAACACUUUUCAGAACUUCAAGAACCGUGUGUGUGACACCGAUGUGCAUGCAAUAGUAGCGGCGCUCUCUAUGUACCCUGGCAUGUCGGCGCUGUAUCUCCCUUACAAUAACAUCUCCGACGAGGGUGGGCUGCUACUCGGCAAAGCGCUUGGGCAUCAGCUAAGCAGCAUCAUCACACUGGACGUGCAGUAUAACUCGCUGGGGACGGAGGCGGGUGUGGCGAUUGCGCAAGGACUGCAGCGCAACGACUCGCUCUGCCAUGUGACGCUCGCCGGCAACCCACUUGGCGGUCACUGUGGUGCGGCGCUCGGCGAGGCGCUACGGCAGAACAUGAACCUCGCGGUGCUGGAUCUCUUCAACACCGACUUGGACAUGACGGCGCUCGUGCAUAUUAGCCGUGCCUUAGAGGUGAACAAGGGACUUUCCUCGCUCAACAUCGGGCGACCACUUCUGCACGGCGUUGUCGAGGUGGCGAGCGUCGUGAAUCAUCUCUCCAUUGCUCUUCAGCGCAACUCCACAUUAGAAGAACUGCACAUGGCGUACUUCGGCCUUGUCGACGACUGCCUGCAAACCUUGGUGCUGGCUCUCUGCGGGUCGGCAGUCACGGCCCUCUGCAUCAAGGGCAACAAGCUGUCGCAGGACGCCGGUCAGCUGCUGGCGCGUCUUCUAGACCGUCGGCAUGACUUUCGAAGUCUCGAUGUCAGUUGCAACCGCCUGCGCGAUGCCGGGGCAGAGGCUCUAGCGAAAGGUGUGGCGCACCACCCUCAACUGGAGUCUCUCGAAUUUGAGAGCUGCACGAUCAGCGAGCAUGGUCUUGUGGUGCUCAUCGAAAGCCUCAGGAGCUGCGCGACUCUGCGUCGGCUAACGCUCUGGGGAAACGCUGUGACACCAGCGGUGGCUUCUGCGCUGACUGCGGUGUUUUGCGACCUGCGCGAGCUGGACCACAUUGACGUCGGCAUUGCGGAAGAGGACGGGCAGCUGGUGGCUUACCGUGCCUGA
Molecule: messenger RNA, 1101 nt
Organism: Leishmania braziliensis MHOM/BR/75/M2904
Lineage: Eukaryota; Euglenozoa; Kinetoplastea; Trypanosomatida; Trypanosomatidae
Exons: 1
Coding region: 1-1101 (366 amino acids)
Molecular function (GO): protein binding
Source: RefSeq, a predicted model, not a curated record